CUGUGCCUGGGCUGUGGGAUUGUGUCCCUGCUGGAGGCAGCGUUGGGUGAAACCCGGGAAUUUUUGGGUGUGGAUUUGUCCCAGCCUGUCCCCGCGCGGGGCUGGCUCCCCACUGUCCCCCCGGGCAGUUCUGGGCUGCGUGUCCGGGCGGUGCCAGCCGGUCACCGGGGUGUUGUCACCUCCCUGCCCAGACCGGAUUUGUCACCGAGGGUCAGUCCUGGCCCCGGGAUGGAGCUGCUGGCUGCUGUCACCCUGCUGGCCCUGCUGCUGCUGGCACUGGGACACCCCGACCCCGCGCUGGACCGGCACUGGGAGCUCUGGAAAAAAACCUACGGGAAGGAGUAUCAGCCCCAGGAGGAUUCUCUGCGGCGCCUGACGUGGGAGAAGAACCUGUGGCUGGUGACCCUGCACAACCUGGAGCACUCGCUGGGGCUGCGCUCCUACACGCUGGCCAUGAACCACCUGGGAGACAUGACCAGCGAGGAGGUGGCGGCGGCGCUGGCGCGGCUCCGGCUCCGGCCCCGGGAAUCCCAGCCCCAGCCCCGGCCCCGGAGGGUGGGGGACAUCCCCCAGGAGAUGGACUGGAGGGACAAGGGCUGCGUGACUGCUGUCAAGAACCAGGGCGCCUGCGGCUCCUGCUGGGCGUUCAGCGCCGUGGGCGCGCUGGAGGCGCAGGUCAAGCUGCACACGGGGAAUUUGGUGUCGCUGAGCGCCCAGAACCUGGUGGACUGCUCGGGGAUGUACGGGAACCAGGGCUGCGCCGGCGGCUUCAUCACCGCCGCCUUCCAGUACAUCAUCGACAACGGCGGCAUCGAGGCCGAGGAGUCCUACCCCUACACGGCUCAGAACGGCACCUGCCGCUACAACGCCUCUGCCCGCGCCGCCUCCUGCUCGCGCUUCCUGGAGCUGCCGCCGGGCGACGAGGCCGCGCUGCGGGACGCCGUGGCCACCGUGGGCCCCGUGGCCGUGGCCAUCGACGCCACCCGGCCCGGCUUCUUCCUGUACCGCUCCGGGGUGUUUGACGACCCGCAGUGCUCGCAGGAGGUGAACCACGGCGUGCUGGUGGUGGGCUACGGCUCCCUGCAGGGCAAGGACUACUGGCUGGUGAAGAACAGCUGGGGCGUGUGGUUCGGCGACGCGGGAUACAUCCGGAUGGCGCGCAACGCCUCCAACCUGUGCGGCAUCGCCAGCUACGCCUCCUACCCGCUGCUCUGAGGGACCGGGGCUCCCGGGGCUCCCGGGGCUCCCAGUGCCAUCACAGCGCCGUCCCAGGGCUCCCAGUGCCAUCCCAGUGCUCCCAGUGCCAUCCCAGCGCCAUCCCAGUGCUCCCAGUGCCAUCCCAGUGUCAUCACAGCGCCAUCCCAGUGCUCCCAGUGCCAUCCCAGUGCUCCCAGUGCCAUCCCAGUGCUCCCAGUGCCAUCACAGCGCCAUCCCAGUGCUCCCAGUGCCAUCCCAGUGCUCCCAGUGCCAUCACAGUGCCAUCCCAGUGCUCCCAGUGCCAUCCCAGGGCUCCCGGGGCUCCCAGUGCCAUCCCAGCGCUGUCCCAGUGCUCCCAGCACCUUCCAAAGGCUCCCAGUGCUCCCAGUGCCAUCACAGCACCAUCCCAGUGCUCCCAGUGCCAUCCCAGCACCAUCCCAGUGCUCCCAGUGCCAUCACAGCACCAUCCCAGUGCUCCCAGUGCCAUUCCAGGGCUCCCAGUGACUUCCAAAGGCUCCCAACACCUUCCAGCACCUUCCAAAGGCUCCCAGCCUGUCCCAGUGCUCCCAGCGCCGUGCCAGUGCUCCCAGUGUCAUCACAGCGCCGUCCCAGUGCUCCCAGUGCCAUUCCAGGGCUCCCAGCGACUUCCAAAGGCUCCCAACACCUUCCAGCACCUUCCAAAGGCUCCCAGAGCCAUCCCAGUGCUCCCAGCCCGUCCCAGUGCUCCCAGUGCCGUGCCAGGGCUCCCAGUGUCAUCACAGCGCCGUCCCAGUGCUUCCAGUGCCACCCCAGUGCUCCGAGUGCCGUCCCAGUGCUUCCAGUGCCAUCUCAGAGCUCCCAAUGCCAUCCCAGUGCCAUCCCAGUGCUCCCAGUGCCGUCCCAAAUCUGCCAACACCUUCCAAAGGCUCCCUACACCAUCCCAAAUCUCCCUACACCAUCCCAAAUCUCCCAGCACCAUCCCAAAUAUCCCAGGGCUCCCCUUUUCCAUGGAUUCCAUCCCAGCAGGGAUUUUUCCCCUUCCAGGGCUCCCUCCCAGCCCCAGUGGUCGGAUCCAAGGGCGGGGAGGGAAUCCUGGGUGUGGGAAGUGGGAAUGUCGUUGAUGGGAAAUCUGGGAAUUCUUUUUUGUGUUGGAAAUUGGGGAUUUUGGAGUGAAAUUGCAAUUCCUGCAGGGAUUGGUUGUGGGGAUAAGAGGGAUGAGGUGCAGGGAUCACUGGGAUGUUUGGGAUCAUUUGGAUUGGGUACUGGGAUCACUGGGGUCAUUGGGAUCACUGGGAUUGGGUAGCAGGAUCACUGGGAUUGGGUACUGGGAUCACUGGGAUCACUGGGAUUGGGUAGCAGGAUCAGGGAUCACUGGGAUUGGGUACAGGGAUCAUUCAGACCAUUGGGAUCACUGGGAUGACUGGAAUUGGGUAGCAGGAUUACUGGGAUGGGGUACUGGGAUCACUGGGAUGGGGUACUGGGAUCACUGGGAUUGGGUACUGGGAUCACUGGGAUCACUGGUAUUUGGUUCUGGGAUCACUGGGAUCGGGUACUGGAAUCACUGGGAUUGGGUACUGGGAUCACUGGGAUUGGGUACUGGGAUCAUUCAGACCAUUGGGAUCACUGGGAUGACUGGAAUUGGGUAGCAGGAUCACUGGGAUUUGGUUCUGGGAUCACUGGGAUCGGGUACUGGAAUCACUGGGAUCACUGGGAUCGGGUGCUGGGAUCUCUCCGUGUGGCACCGCUGGAAUCACAAAUAUCCCAUGGAAAAAUAAAAUUUGCUUUCUGCUGCCUCAAAA
Molecule: messenger RNA, 2975 nt
Organism: Oenanthe melanoleuca
Lineage: Eukaryota; Metazoa; Chordata; Aves; Passeriformes; Muscicapidae
Gene: CTSS
Product: cathepsin S
Exons: 7
Coding region: 229-1215 (328 amino acids)
Biological process (GO): immune response
Cellular component (GO): lysosome
Molecular function (GO): cysteine-type endopeptidase activity
Source: RefSeq, a predicted model, not a curated record